CAAGGAAUGCUAUGAAAUUUCAGCACACUGUUUGUUACACUGUAUUAAGUGUACCUAUUGUCUACGCUAUCGCAGUUCUCUGGGGUGCACCACUUUUAAGUCAUUUUGGAGCUACCUUUUUUUUUUCUUGUGUGUUUACUUUGGUGGUUGUUUUACCUUUACUGUCAGUUGCAGAAAACGUUGAACAUUUGGAUACAAUUUUAUUUGAAAAAAGGCAUUUGUCAUUUAAGUGCUCGCUCGCUCGUCGCAUAUCUGUAGGUGGUAUUUGGGGUGCUUGGUUCGGUGCUUUCGUGAUUCCUCUUGAUUGGGAUCGUUGGUGGCAACGUUGGCCAAUUCCAUGCGUUUUUGGUUCAUUGCUGGGUGCUUCUAUUGGGCUUCUAUUUACCGCUUGUAUGAUUCUUUUUUUGCAUCGAAAGCCACAAAAAUCGGAGAAAAUAAUAUAUGAAACCGGAAUGUACUCUGCAACUAGUACUUAUUCUCAACUUGUUGAUGUACCUAAACUUAAAGCAAUAAUUUUUGCUGAAUUUGAUGCAGACAAAGGUCCCGUAAUCAAAAUACAGGUACCUAAUUUUCUUUUUGAUACUAAGACGUUUGAUACAUUUUCAAAUGCAGUUAUCCCUAAGCCAGAGCUCUUUCAUCGUUUAAUCAAAGUAAAUCAUGUUGAAAACAGUGAUGGAAAAGUGUACAAAGUAAUGGGACAUCCUGUUGGUAUUGAGUCUGAUAUAUAUGCUCGCGGAAGGUAUAUAUUUAAUGUUUGUUUCGUGGUUGAUAAAAGCAGCCAUAUUGACUAUAUAUACGAACCGAUGGUGCAGAAAUGUGCAGCUUAUCUUACACAAAUGGAAAAAGAUACACGUUUCCUGACAAAAUCGCAGAAGAAACUUCCUUCAUUAUUGCUUAGCAUAUUCGAAGGUGAGUGCAAAAUUCCUGUUACUGGUCAGACAACUGUCUAUUUGAAAUUAUGUCCAUCAUUUCAUGGUGUCGAGCCACCGAAAGUUGAGCCUUAUAUGGUGCCGAUGUUUACUCGAGUACCACCUCCUAACACUUUGAAUCAUAUCCCGAAAAUGGAUGUUCUUUCUCAAAAGAUUUGUCCUAAAGUGAAUGGUGUGCGUUGUAUCAAAGAAAUAGCUUUGUUGGUUCAUAUAGAUGUUGAUUUGGUAAUUCGAUGUGUUCGUAAUUUGCAUUUCUAUGGAUGCCUUACAUUAAUACCUCUUUUCAUGUAUGCUAAUACGUAUGUUGCUACGGAGCAGUUGCAUGAUUUUUAUAAAAAUCCUGAUUUGAUUGAAGCGUGCUUAAACUUUGUAAAACCAUUGAACAAUAGAGAAGGAUAUUCAAAUUCAAAACCAAUAUUUUCUGAUGUAUUUCGAUUGUAUGCCAGUUUAAAAACAGGCUUAACAAUGAAAGAUUGGUGCGAAAGGAUGUUUCCCAGACAAUAUAAUGUUGAUGAAAGACGUAUGGUGCAGUUUGGCAUUUGUCAUGGAUUUGUCCGCAAGUUAUGCAUUUAUCCAGUUUCUGUUAAGAAGGAUGAUUCACGCAGAAUAGCGAAAUUAUGUGACGGAACCCGUUCACUAGAAGACCUAGCCGUCAUCUUUUCAAUUUCUCCAGUGAAGCUUUUAGAAGGGAUUCGCAAUGAUGGAAAUUUCGUCUUUAUGUCAAAAUAAUG
Messenger RNA from Thelazia callipaeda (thelaziosis nematode), 1660 nucleotides. The record is from the annotation of a GenBank genome assembly. NCBI's taxonomy places the organism in Eukaryota, Metazoa, Nematoda, Chromadorea, Rhabditida, Thelaziidae.